AUGAAGCUGGCCAAAGCGGCAGCCCAACAGCUUAAGGGCGUCGUCAUUGAGUACGACGUAUUAUGCAGCACUCUAUUAGGUAAAUCUGCCGCCGAGCAAAAGCGUCGUCGACUUGCAGCAGAGAAGAUUCGGCAGCAGAAGGAGCAGCACUUUGGUUCGUCGCUCUUUGGUGCCACCUCAGUCCAGUCGAUGCUGGUGAGUGACGUUCGUGGACUGCUCAAGAACCUGAAUGAAGACUCUACGGGUAAGCCGUGGGUGGUCAAAGAGCGACUGCAAAGUACAUUGCAAGGGUUACCGAAUCAAAUUCUAGAACGUGUUAUGGGAUCAGCAGAUACGAAAAAAGAUGUUGCAGGUAAGAGUGAGGAUGAAAUUUACUUGGAGAAGCAGCUGCAGUCGGCGUCGGAGGAGUUGGCGAGGGUGAAGCAGCAAAAGAGAGACGAGAAAUUAGAACGGGACGAGUGGAGUAAGAAAGGUUUUGGAAUCAAGAGUGGUAGUCAAGCCAAUUCAUUACGAGACAAGUAUAUGGACAAGAUCAAGAAAUUAAAGGAGAAGAAACAACAUGAAGGAAGCAGGAUAGGAUUGAAAGAAGUCGUGGGGACGACUACGUCGGCAGGACUGUCCACGUGGGUUGUGAAUGAAGGAGCGAACGAAGUUUUGAGCUAUUCGGAUCUACGAGGGUUGUUGAAGGCGGUGAUUCCACCAAGAAAUCCACAGCAGGAUGACGAGUAUAAAUUCUUUUUGAAAGAGAUGGAGGGCCAGUUUGACAUGUUUCUGCCUGAGAAAGAGCAGGAGAAGUUUCCAAAUCCGAAGCCGAUUCUUCACAUUUGCGAGGAGUUUGGCUUGAAGCCAUCGGAUGUUUUGGUGCUCGCUCGACAUGCACCCACCAUUAAAGCCGCCAAAGAUGCAGGAACGCAUGUAUGCCACUAUAUGCCCGAAGAUAAGGCUAUUCCGAAUCACACGGCGCAUUACCAUUUGAUACACCUGAGAGAGUACCAGCAUCUGAUUGAGGACCUAAACGGUGUAUCCUAUCGAGACAAAAUUAACAUGGGCUCAAUUGAAUUUUAA
Molecule: messenger RNA, 1065 nt
Organism: Peronospora farinosa
Lineage: Eukaryota; Oomycota; Peronosporomycetes; Peronosporales; Peronosporaceae
Source: the annotation of a GenBank genome assembly